AUGGUAUCUGCUGGCCUUCAGUUUCCGGGAAUCUCCCUGGCUAUGGUAGGCUGGGUGGGGUCUAUCGUGACCUGUGCCCUGCCCAUGUGGAGAGUCACCGCCUUCAUUGGAAACAACAUUGUGGUGGCACAGACCAUCUGGGAAGGCCUGUGGAUGAACUGUAUUGUUCAGAGCACUGGUCAGAUGCAAUGCAAGGUGUACGACUCGCUGCUGGCCCUCCCUCAAGACCUGCAAGCCGCCAGGGCGCUCACUGUCAUCUCUAUCCUGCUGGCUGUACUGGCACUGUUGGUUAGCAUAGUGCUACACUGCUGCCAGUUCUCGUCCUUGCACAGACGUCCAAGCAAGAAUGAUGUGUGAAUUUGGACUUCCAGC
Messenger RNA from Acipenser ruthenus (sterlet), 372 nucleotides. RefSeq names its product claudin-4-like. The coding region runs from base 1 to 357 and encodes 118 amino acids. The record is from RefSeq and is a predicted model, not a curated record. Gene Ontology annotation, molecular function: structural molecule activity. The transcript has a single exon. Gene Ontology annotation, cellular component: bicellular tight junction; plasma membrane. Lineage: Eukaryota; Metazoa; Chordata; Actinopteri; Acipenseriformes; Acipenseridae. Gene Ontology annotation, biological process: bicellular tight junction assembly; cell adhesion.